AUGGCAUCCACUUCUGUCCCGGAAAACUACUACGCUGUUCCCGUUGGAGAGACGCAAAUGGUGAUCUUGAAAAGAUAUGAGAAUCUUCGGUUGAUCGGAUCAGGAGCUCAGGGUAUCGUUUGCGCUGCGACGGAUACAGUAACCAACAAGCCGGUUGCCAUAAAGAAGUUGUCUAGACCUUUUCAAAAUGUCACGCAUGCGAAGCGGGCAUUAUAG
Messenger RNA from Ostertagia ostertagi, 216 nucleotides. NCBI's taxonomy places the organism in Eukaryota, Metazoa, Nematoda, Chromadorea, Rhabditida, Trichostrongylidae. The record is from the annotation of a GenBank genome assembly.